UACAUCAAAUGACGUAAUAUAUUUUAUUAACAGAUAGAUACAUUAUAUGCACUUAAUUCUAGGACGGAAUUAUCAUAACAAUAUGUACAUAUUAGUGUGCGCUGUAGUACAGGAUUUUGUAGAAAGCUAAUAAAAAUCUGUUGAGAGAAUAAAGAUAAUGUAGCAAUUAAUUUGCCUCUAAAAAGUUGAAGAAAACUGUAGGUUAUAGAAGAAAAUAUGAUGAAUACAUAAAUCGGACGAUUGCUUUCUUGCGCUGUGUUAAAUGUCGUUCACAUUAGGCUAUUUUGACAUGUACUUGCCUAAUCUGAACGCCCCCUUAGGCAGGUUCGCCGCAGCGCCAUCUAGCGGCGACACGUGGAACUUUAAUUAAAUGUCGUUCACAUUAAGCUAUCGCGACUGGUAGUUGCCUAAUCUGAACGCCCCCUUUAGGCGAGGCCGCCGCAGCGCCAUCUAGCGUCGGUGCGCGGAACUACAAUAGAAACUCUGCUGAUGGUAUAUUACCGUUGAAGUGUAAUCAAUUAAUUACCGACAGAAUCCGGUCGGUACCUUACACGUGUGGAUCAUAGUUCUGUAGUUUGUUGUGAGAUGGCGCUGUUUUUUUUUUUUUUUUUAAAGGAUUGUUUCCUUUUUUCUCGAUGUAUUUAUGUGUUUCACCCUAUGGUGAUCAUCAGAGUCAUCGGACAAGAUGACUUAAAAUUUAUCUUUUCAUGCACGCCGGCUCGAAACACCCAAACAAGUAAUUGCGUUUCUUCGAAAAUAAAAUAUUUUUAAGCGACGUUGACGCUCGGAAAUUGUUCUCCUAGCACGAUAAAGCGAGAAAAAUGGCAUUUUCUAUUUGAAAAAUUUUGACUAAGCGAAUCUUUUAAGGGAAUAAUAGAUUACUACUGAACACGAUCUAAACCUUAGGCAAAAGCAUUCGUCGAAACAAGCCGCGCAUGCCAAACAAUUACACUUGACAACGGUUGGUUCAAGAAACGUUAGCGGUCAGUGUGCUGUCAAUACCGACAGCUGAUCGGGUUGUCAGGUUAUCGAGUUCUUUCCUUCCAGCGAAUGUAUCAAAAGAGGAGAUCGAUUUUCUAUUAUAAAAUAUAAGUAGCAUAGUGUUAGUACUAAAAUGUUUUAUAAGACGCUCUUACGAUUAUAUAUAAGUACAUCGUGUAUCGACAGAAAUAUGUAGAAACUACUAACUGCACGCAAACUACGUUACAAAGAGAGAGAAAAUGAACUAUUGUAACAGUUAAUUUAAUCACAAGUGUAACGGAUUAUGCGUAUAUACACGUUAAAAGGAUCCUGUCCUUCCGCGCACACUAGCUUUAACAGAAACAUUUCUUUUCUAUAGGUGGUACGCGGAAAAGAGCUUUUUUUAGAACGUUCUAUGCGAACGACCGUCAAAGUGAAAAGACCAGCUUAAAUAAAGUACGAGGUAAAUUAAGGGAAAAUGACCGACGCGACGAGAUUAUGCGAGCCCCGUCUAAUCCGGAAGAAGACGAGGAAGUCUUCCUAUCAAAAGCGAUUUUUCAAGUACAUUCGAUUCGUGUUCGUCUUCUACGGUAUUUUAAAAAUAUUUCAAAUUUCUAUUCUCAGAACGCAGUACUACUUUACAAAAGGCCACGAACAUCUGGGAGAAGCGAGAAAUGUCUUCGAAGAGCAAUCACCGUUCGCGUAUCCUCCUUGCUCUCUCAUGUUCUCGUAUUUCCAAUAUUGGAAAGCAAAGAAACGUUCGACGAAUUUGGACCAGAGGAGUGGCGUUUACCAGAACAAGCGAAUAGAAGAACUUUUGCGUAGUCUUCGCGUCGACGUGGACAUCGAGACUCUGGAGGCGAAAAAACAUAAAGAGCUACACGAGGCGAUAGCGAUAACGGACGUGGAUCCACGAUUUUUCAAAGAGCUAUCUGGACGAGUGGUGAAAGAAAAGUUCUCGGUGACCGAAUACGUGAACGAUAUUCGUAACAUUUUCAAGGCUCGAUUGUUAGCCGGAGAGGAACUGGACGAUUGCAUUCGUAUCGAUCAGCAAUUUGUCGAGGAGCAGAAAAGUUUAAACAAAAUCAAGAGACGUUAUCGUCGAUACGUCAGCGGUUUCGAAGGCUUUCUGUCGAGGGAUCACGAGGAAAGCAUGAAGAUCCUCGAGGAAGCCGAGAACGAAAGCAAGCUCACGAAAGAGAUCACUUUGAAAAGGAAUCAGCUCUCGAAGGAAUUCGGUCAAGUCAGACUGGACGUGUACUACUGGGAAGAGAAUUGGAGAAUGGUGAAGAUGUGCCAAAGAUUCUUGUAUAAAGUGUCUCCGAACGCCUGGCGCAUGGAACACGAUUGGAUCUAUCGUAGAGAAUCCGUAGAGAGUAUCGAUACAGUCGACACGGCUGAUAUAUUCGGUCGUUAUCGAAUGGUGGAACAAGUUCCUUCCAUCGACGCUUUAAUAGAUUUGUUCGAGGAGGACAUCAGAUACGAGGGUCCGGCCGAGUUGUACUUCGAGGACCCGUACGAAUUGGUCAGAGUGUUCAGAACGAUAGAGAUGCAAAACUUGAACGCGUUGAUUCAUCUGGAAUCCCUGGCAGAACCGUUGACCGAAAUGGUGUUGACGAUCGACUCGGCAGAAGAGCAAAUCCGGUUAGAAGUACAGGAAUUGAUUAACGCCAUCGAUGAGCUGAAAGAUUCCAUCGAAAAACUGGAGACGAGGGCGAUAGAUUUGGAACAAUACGCGAACAGGUUGUUGAGGAGCGUGUUUCGCGAGGCUGUUUGUUCCGAGGAGGUGCUUCGUCUUCGAGUGUUCAUCGAGGAUGCUUACGAGGCUUGCAUCGGUCCAAACGAUGCCAAUUUCGACACUUUUACGAUGAUGAAGUGGAUCGAGAAAACGCACGAGGAGCUGAAUCUGGAGCUGGACGCGUUGCCUCCGGAAAUGGUUCGAACUUACGAGAAGGAAGGCUUCAAGCAAGAGCUCAGGGCAAUGAAGGAGACGGAGAACGCCGCUAGAAAGUUCGAGCUUAUGCAUCGACUGUUAGACUCGUUGAAACGGGCGAUGGAGCCUCCGAUAAUAAAAAAGCGGCCUUUGAUGUGGCGUUCGGUACCGCUCGGUCAAAGGGUCAAAGAAAUUCCAGCACCGCUGGAGCCUACCGAGGAAGAGAAACAGUAUCUUGCCUUUUUCACCGAGUACUGCAAGGACGAGGACUUCGAAGCCUAUCGUUCUUUAUUUCCCGACGAUUUCGACCUUAGUUUCGAACCUCGACGACGCGAAACUAUCCCGGAAGAGGAGGAGAGCGAACGGACAACCGAUCUCGACAACUGAUCAUAACGCGGUCAAACGUUUCGCUAAUAAUUUUUCAUUCGAUGCUGUUCCAUACCAAUUUUGCGUUCUCAAAAAACAAUAAACGUUUCUCGUUUUCGCGAAUGACACUCGGCAAAGAAGAAAAACCGUUCCACGUAUAAUUUUUCACGCGUAUAAUCUAUUUGUCGUACAAUAUCACUCCUGAAAUUACUUUCCUUCUCUUAAACCCUCUCUCUCUCUCUCUUUCUCUUUUCCCUCGCUUCGUGCACUCUUUCUUCCCGUCGCGGCAACGGAAUCCUCUUGUUCUCGAUAGACUGUAGCCAGUGUCCUUUGGGAAAGCAGAAUGCAAAAAAGGAACCUAUGGGCAUUCUUCGUUGCAAGCUUUUCGCGAAAGUAAUCUGGAGUUAUGGAGGCUGUUGGUUUUUCACUUUUUUUCUCCUCUUCUUUUGCUUGUCGCGAAAAGAAUUUCGCGACGAAGCUGCUCCCCUCUCGAAUCGAGUUUACCAGGAAUUGCACGAACGAAGCUGAAGCUCUUUUAAUUCCGUUUCGCCCUUCUUGAAAGUCUGCGUGGCUCGCGAUAAUUCAGCCGACCGAAUAAACUGUUUGCGCCGGUUAACGGAUGUGUGCUCGAGAACGACAAUCUAUU
Megachile rotundata (alfalfa leafcutting bee) is the source of this 3905-nucleotide messenger RNA. Its product is annotated as cilia- and flagella-associated protein 100. NCBI's taxonomy places the organism in Eukaryota, Metazoa, Arthropoda, Insecta, Hymenoptera, Megachilidae. The record is from RefSeq and is a predicted model, not a curated record.